Messenger RNA from Leishmania major strain Friedlin, 4698 nucleotides. RefSeq lists its product as hypothetical. NCBI's taxonomy places the organism in Eukaryota, Euglenozoa, Kinetoplastea, Trypanosomatida, Trypanosomatidae. Bases 1 to 4698 code for a protein of 1565 amino acids. Gene Ontology annotation, biological process: endocytosis; endocytic recycling. The record is from RefSeq and is a predicted model, not a curated record. The transcript has a single exon. Gene Ontology annotation, molecular function: phosphatidylinositol phosphate binding; guanyl-nucleotide exchange factor activity. Gene Ontology annotation, cellular component: cytosol; intracellular membrane-bounded organelle.
AUGUUUGGCAAGAGCGUCGGCGGUGGUGGCGACGCUGGCGACGGCGUUCCGCUCAUCACGCGCCUUCUCCUGCUCCGCGCCACGGCGCGCUUCGAACUGUCGCCGUCGGCGCCCUCGGCAGGUGAGACGGCUCCAGCGCUGCCAGAGCUGUCGAUCAUCUCGCACUACGCACAAGGGCCGCCGCUGACGUCGACGUCAUCGCCGAGGCCAGCCACAGCCACCCCGAAAGAAGCGGCACAUUUUCUGGGGGUGCAUCCCUCGCUACAUGGCGUGCUCCGCUGUCUUGCCGCUGGCCGCCUUGCACAGCGGGUAAAGCUGCGCCGGCUGCAGACCGACGUCGUGCGGACAUCUGUGAAGCUUACGCGGGCAGUAGAGCGGGCCUCCUCGGCCGAGGUCGCUCCCGCAUCCCGCAGCAGAGGCAUGGAUAGCAGCCAGCUGCAAGGUGUUGUCGCGGCUGCAGCGGCGAACUUCGUCGAGGACGUGGCAUGGUGCAGCACGGUCACGCCGCACUGCCCGCAGCUGAACCCGUGGUGCCUCCUGCCUGUCUCUGCGGAGGGCUGCUACUUGACAUUGCCAUCAUCGCAGUUCGUGCAGUGGUGCAAGCAGCAGGCAGCGCGCUGCUGUGCAGGGGACGGCACCGCGUUGUCAGUCGAGCCCGACGCUCGCGGUGGCCCGAUGCGGUACAACGACAUUGUGCACUACGCAGGCGCCGGUGAGGACGGUGGCUACGUACACGGCUACGCGUUCAUUCUGGAGGGUGACGUCUUCAGCGGCAGCAGCGUGGUGGUCGAUGCAGCAGCCGCGGCAGCUAAAGCUGCUAUGGACAGUCAGCGCCCGGACGCCGCGUUGCGUGGCGACAGCGACGAGGAGGCUAGUGUGCUUGUAUGGUGUGUGCUGAGCGAUGCGCCGGUGUUCAACUUCAUGCGUGCCCUCACGCACGAGGCGGUGGCGGCCAUGAGCAACGUCGCUCAGCGGCUAUACCGUGAGCGCGUCGCAUCUGCGGAGUCGGCUUCAGCAAGCGCCGCACUCUCCCCCGACAUCUACACAGCGCUCCUCGAUGAUGCGAUACAGAAGGAGGUUGUGCUGCCUCUGGUAAAGGAGCUGCUCCACUUUGGCUCUGCCAGCAGUCGCACGCUUCCCGGAGACACCUUCACCGUGCAGCUAGCACUCAGAAGCAGCAGUGGUGGCGCCAUAGCCUCACAUCCGCUGACGUUCUGCCGCCCCCUCGACUUGCUCUACCCCUACGCCGACGUCCCGCUGUCGCUCCUCUUGCUGAGCUUCAACGAAGACGCCUUGCGCGUGUUGCUGUCGCUGCUGAUGCAAGAGGAGCGGGUUGUGGUGCUCGGCGCCACUCCGCAGCACGCGUCCGCGUGUGUCGUCAGCUUGCUGGCGCUGAUGAGCCCGCUCACGUGGGUGUCCCCGCUCGUCCCAUACCUCCCGCCGCACCUGGCCGCGGUGACUGGGCUGCUGCAGACCCUACUGAAACCCCCCUUCGCGCAGCAGCAGCAGCAGCAAGUUUCGUCGGGUAAGUCGUCUACCGCGGUGCCACCCUCGCAACGGACAGAGAGCAGCGGUUUUCUCGUCGGCAGCACCGCCGCCAUCCAGCCCUAUCUUAUCCUCCUCUCGUCUGCCUCACCGGGCAAGGCGGGCGUGAGCGUCACUGGCUACGGCGGCAGUGGCAAGCGCGCGUUGCGGGUCUGGAUUGCCGACGCUCGAACCGGCUGCGUUGGCGUGUGCCCGCAGGAGCCAGUAGCGCGGUUCUCGCGGGCCGAUUCUCCGGCAUCGACCGACCCGCCCGACGGGUCGGUGGCAACGGCGGCGGUAAGCAGCAGCGCCGUGAAUGCUUGGGCGGCUCGCGCGCACGUGGAUCUUCGCCGAAUCGCGUCGCACAGCGGCCAGGGAGACGGGUGCCGCAGCGCCACUAAUCUUUACGGCGCCGUUCGCAGCAGCCUGCGGGCCAUGGCGAAGUCGAACGUUAUGGACGCAGCCGUGCUGGACCUCUUGCCUGCCUUCAGCGACAACCUGCGAGACCAGCUGCGCCGCGUGGUGAGCGCUCAUAAGCGCCGUCUCUUCCGGCACAGCCUGGAGGCGGUGGCGCAGCACACGCAGGCCCGACUGAAGGAUCUUGAGUCGCUGGCGGCGCGCCUGGCACGAGGACUGCGACAGGCAAUCAUGACCGCCGGCGCCGGCAGCAACAUGUCCUUCGAGAGCACGUUCAGCAACACCUUGGCAAACCGUAGCCUCGACAGCGACACCGAAGAUGGCAACGGUGAACUCACAGCGAUGCGCACCGGCGAUGACGACGGUGACGACACCGCGUCGCUGCGCUCCAUCGCGGAGGCCCUCGCACGAUCCUUCUCCAAGUCUUUCGCUGGUGGACCUGCGUCGUUAACGAUGUCCUUCGCUGCUGCCCCCGUCCCGCAGUUCCCGUCGCUAUCCCUCGAUGAGGUUUGGCAGGUGCAAGGUGGUGUGUUCGACUACAUGGUGAGUCGUUUCACAGGGGCGUACCGCCGAGGGUUGUCCACGACGACCCUCGGCAGCGGCGGCGCUGGCGGAGGUGGACAGCGUCGCGCCCCGGCCAUUGAAUGGCCUCUGUUCUUGGUGCCCGGUAUGGACCAGCACCAAGCACUGGCAGAGCGCGUCGCCCACACGCACAUUUUUAAGCAGUUCGAGUGCGCGGUCUUGGCCGCGGAGCAGGUGGGGCUGCGUCGCGUCUUCUCCGGCGCUGCUCCAGCGCGCGUGGGCAAGGCGCAGGCACCUCAGCAUCACGGCAGAGGCGAGGAAGGUCAUCCCCUCCUGGCCAACGUCCGCUACCUGGCGCUCUUUGCCCUCCAGUGUAGUCGUGCGCGUCUACACUACGCGGAGCUGUACACCGACCUGGCCUCCGUGGACGCGGUUGGGCUCGUGUACACCUCUCUGGUCACGCGGUGGUUCGCGGACCGACCGGGUCCCUCGUCGUCGAUGGGGGUGCCGCGUGCCAUCCGACUUCUCGCGGGCGGCUGCAACGGCGCCGUGGAAGGUGCGGUUGCCGCCGCAAAGCAUGCCGCCUACAGUGGGAGUGGUUCUGGGGUGUACGGCAGCAGCAGCAACGAUGGCGAUGGCAGUGGCGGCGGCAGUGGUGGUGGUGGCGGUAGUGGCUUGCGUGGAUUCUUUUCGAAGGUCGCGAAGGCGAUGAAGCAUGGCUACGGCGGCAACGGACGCGCGCGUGGACUGCACACGGCUUACCUCCCCGCCGCCAUCGCCUGCCGGCACACCUUUAGCGUUCCGCUCUUUUCGGAGCUGCGAGUGGCCCGACAGUUAUUUGCCGUCACAUCACACUUGGAGAAAACCUCGAUGGAGAGCAGCAGCGGAGAAGCAGGUGGUGCUGCUGCUGACUGUCGCGGCCACCAUCACCACCGUCACCGCAACGCACAAGCCUUCCUCAAGACCUGUAUGCCACCACCGCAGCGGAUCAAGUAUGCCCGGCAACAGGAGCUGCAGCAGCACAUCGCACUCGACACGGACUUCACGCUGCAUGACUGUGUCAGCGUCGUGCGAGUGGCAGGUCUUGGCAGUGGCGACCACAGCGUCCCUGAGACCGGCUUCUACAGCGGAGAAAGAGCGUAUGGGAGGGGGCUGGGGAUCGAGUCGGAGAUGUUCGACCCCGUCGCCCGCGCUGGCGCCGACUCGAAUGGCAGGCGGGAUAAGACCAGCAUCAGCGCCGAUGCACAGCAGCGUGAUCGAGAUCUGCAAGCGAUGUCGGAAGCGUCUCUCUACAUCUGCCAUGCCCUGCCGCUCGACAUGGUGCACAGGUUCGAUGCGUACGAGCCGCUGCUGCGCCCUGUCGCAUCAGGCGGCGCCGAAACCUCCCCAGCAAGCGCCGGUCAGGACGCUCUGGACGCCGGGUCCGCGGCGGCCUACUUGCUAGUGGGGCUCCUGUUCCCGUCGUGCCUGAACGUGUGGCAUGAGGUUGAGGCUCGUGCGAUGCGCGCCGUGUCGGAGCAGUCGCUCUCGCAAGUAGCAAAUCCACCCGCGUCUGCUGCGUCGUCUUCCGCCUCGUCUGCGCAGUCGCGACUGCUGCCACCAUCGAGAGCCGAGACGCCUGCAGAGACAUCGGUCCCACAAGACUCUCGGUAUUCGUUUUCCGCGCCAGCGCAGGCAGCAGCCCCGCUGCUGUCGGUGUGGAGCGCCUUCACCAGCGGCGCCCCGCAGGACUAUCCCUCUGUAAGCUCUCUCCUGCCGGAUCGAAGCCUUGGUGGAGAUGCGCAGCAACACCAAGCGCCGCCCAUGUACGCCUCUACGGCAGCCUUGACGUCGUGCCACCGCGACGUGUGGGACUCGUGGGGCUUCCAGGCACCAUCGGCGAUGGUGAGCGUGCAGCUAACCCCAGUGCAAGGGACGGCAGCUGAGAGACCACAGACACAGGUCGCCGACAGCGGCGGCAGUGGCAAUGAGGGCGGCGUGUGGAGUACCGGCGCACCACUUGGGCCUCCAAUGAUGCUAGGUGGGAUGGAAACAACACAACCAUGCAUCAGCGUCGCAUGCUCGCCGACUCCCGCUGCCGCCGUGGCGUCGGCACCUCGCGGCGUAAUGGACAACCUCUUCGCCGACACGCCGACGCACUCGAUGGGGUACGCAGCAGCAGCGGCAGCGGGGAAUGUCAGCCAGCAGCAGCCGCCGGUGCCUUCUCGACCGCAUACCCUUGACAACUUCUUCUAA